AGAUCGGGCAUAAACGGCUGAGCUGCCCACGCAGAGCGGUGCAGCCGGGGAGCUCCGGGGGAGACACGGGCGGGGUACAGCAGCAGCAGCGCGGAGACAGCCAGCAGGGGGACACCGGAGAACAGGAGCCUGGGGCAGAGAGGGGUAACGACACACCGAGGAACACACCACUGAAAUAAUCACAGCACCCAGGGAUAACACACACACACCCGCGCCCAUACCAGCAGUAACACCGACACCCGCGCCCGUACCAGCAGUAACACCGACACCCGCGCCCGUACCAGCAGUAACACCGACACCCGCGCCCGUACCAGCAGUAACACCGACACCCGCGCCCGUACCAGCAGUAACACCGACACCCGCGCCCGUACCAGCAGUAACACCGACACCCGCGCCCGUACCAGCAGUAACACCGACACCCGCGCCCGUACCAGCGGUAACACCGACACCACAGACAGUUUUCACUUCAAGCCCUACACCGCUAUCACCGGUGGAGACAGUGACCCCACACAACCGCAGCAGAAGAAGCUACAGGACAAGAACAUUGAGAAGAAUAAAACUAAACCGGAAAUAAUAAGGGAGGAGAGGGACAAGGUGGGGGAAUCGUCUGAAAAGCACAGCGUAAUGUUGAGAUGUUGGAGGACUUGGGCCCAGAGUGCAGUGAAGGAGCGGCAGGAGAGGAACCGCCACAGACAUGGAGGAGGAAAGAGUCACCCCAGAACAACCAGUCGUGUUUUUCAACAUUGUCCUUCCUGCAUCUUCCUGAUAGAUCUGCUUUACUGAGUAAUGGAUCCCAUUCCUAAAUUCAAAAGGAACUACCUUCUCUGUCCUGUCUGCAAGAAGACCUGGGACUGCCUGUCAGUGCAUCUGCACAGAGUCUGCAUGAAGACCGAUCCUGAAGAAGCCAUUGAAGCAGUAGUGGAGAGGGCGACGGCGGAAAUGCGUGUGCUUCUGGCAAAAGGCAGGGUGAUUAAUUACGACCGGCCGGGUCAGAUUUUGGGCUCUGCUGACCCAAUGAGCAGGCUGAUUGAGGAACUGGAGAGUCGCUUUUUGGUGGUGACCGAUGUGCCCCCACCACUACCUACUACCACUGCAAGGGCAGAGCCUUCCUCCUCCAGAGCCACACAGCCAACAGAGUUGGACAGUGAACAGUCAGAGAGCUCCUGUCAGCGGUGGAAGAGCAGUUUUGAGACCUUUCAAUGUAACCCUGGUGUGCAGUGGGCCAACCCGGUAAGAAAGCUGAUGGCAGAGAAGGGGCUUUACAAGAAGCACUCUAUCGACCAUGCAUUGCUGAAGAAUUUUUCGUCAUUUUUGUGGAAAGACCUUCAAAACCCUAAACAGGAGGUUGAAAACGUUGCACGUUUUCUGUGUUACAUGGACCCACGGGCUCCGUCCCUGGAAUUUGUCAGAGACAGAGAGAAGACGCAGCAGUUUCUCAGGGAGCUGACUGAUGUGGGGCUUUCAAAGCAGCUCAACUUAUCUACAGGAAAAACCUGAAAAGAUUCCUCACCUACCAGACCAUCAACACCAACCUGAGGCAUGAUGACAAGGACCUGCAUACAGACUGUAGGGAGUUCAUAGACUACCUCGGACUGCUGCAGAAGAGCUGCAGUGAGAAGGUCAGCGAGGAGAUUACCCAAAAAAGGCAAGUUUAUUUUUGCACCCAUUUGACUGAUUUACACCACAUAUAUGUGAGCACUGUGACAAAUAAUAUUAUGAUGUGUUAAUGUUUGCUCUUUUUCACAGGCACGAGAGGUUGACAGCAGAUGGAGAACUGACAACGCAUGACUGCACAGCUGUGCUCAGGGCCACGUGUGUGCGGCCACGACUCUGGUCCUGCAUC
Ictalurus punctatus (channel catfish) is the source of this 1843-nucleotide messenger RNA. RefSeq lists its product as uncharacterized. Bases 787 to 1497 code for a protein of 236 amino acids. The record is from RefSeq and is a predicted model, not a curated record. The transcript has 7 exons. Lineage: Eukaryota; Metazoa; Chordata; Actinopteri; Siluriformes; Ictaluridae.